UGUUACAUUUUAAAAAGUUCAUGAAAUAUACUGUGCUGGUAAAUCUUACCUAGAUAGAUCCAGAUCAUGGAUUUGUUGUCAAACUGAAUACUUUCUUGUUGCAUAAAUACAACUGUGACCUUAUAUUAGGGUAAAUUGUAUAGUACGGUUACUGUUAUUAUAUUCUAUAUUCCACUGCAUUCAAAUGUGUGAAUGUGUACUUUGUUUGUUCACACAUGUAUUUCUUUUACUUAGUUACAUGGAAUUCGCCAUCUAACGGGGCUACAGAAACGCUAGCAGAAGACAGGACCGUUGGUUCGGUAAUUGUUACUUUAAAUGCGACUGCAUCGAAUACCAUAAUUUACGUCAUAGUGAGCCAAACGCCACCGGAAGACAAAUUUGGAAUAGACAACACAAAUGAACUUUAUCUUAAAGCAGAACUAGACUAUGAAACAACAAGUUUAUACGAUGUCAAAAUAAGAGCUUUGGAUAACUUGGCAAGUGGACAAGCUGACAUAACAUUAACCAUUACUGUAACAGAUGUAAACGACAAUGCACCUGUGAUUGCAUCCGACACAUCGAGCGAUUUACCAACAAAUACAGCUGUAGGUUCGAUUGUGUUCGUCGUUACUGCAGCUGAUGUGGACACUGUUGGCACAGUAACUUAUUCAAUAACAAGUGGAAAUGUCAACCACGAUUUCAGUAUAAAUGCUAUGACAGGGGAGAUCACUUUGAAUAAUGCACUUGAUAUCAAUACUACCCCAGAAUACGACAUUGGUAUUGAAGCAACAGACGGUGUAAACAGUGUUACCCAGACUAUAACUUUCUAUGUGAAUGACGUUAUUUGGCGAACACCCAAAGACGGACAGACAGACAUACUUGCUGAAAAUACACCGAUCGAUACAACUGUAAUAACACUACAGGCAGACAAUUCAGUUAUUUAUUCCUUUACACUGCUGAAGCUGGCAGCUGAAGAAUCCAAAUUCAGGAUAGAGGGCGGUGCCCUUAAACUUAAAGAAUCUCUAGAUUAUGAAAUAACAAAGUCAUACACAUUCACCUUAAAAGCUCUUAAGUCUUCGUCGCUUUCUGCUGUAAUAACUUACAAUGUCAAUAUAACAGAUGUUAACGAUGAACCUCCGGUGUUUUCAAGUGCCACAUCACUGGAUUUAUCAAAAGACACAGACAUAGGUUCAGUUGUUUAUACUGCAGAGGUAACGGAUCCAGAUACAGUUGGUAGCUCUACAUUUUUAAUAGCAAGCGGAAAUACGAACGCAGAUUUUAGUAUAAACACAACGACUGGCGAUUUAACUCUUGAUAAGGCACUGGAUCCUAAUGUUACCCAAACAUACAGUCUGGUGGUUGAAGCGACUGUCAUUGUGAACAAAACUUUUGUUAACAUUUGUGUUCUAGUUGCCUGGACUGAACCAGAAAAAGGAACGAUAGAUGAGCUCCCCGAGGACAUAGCAGUGAACACAGUGAUACAAAAUCGGACUGCAGAAACAGCAACAUCUUAUAUCAUCAGAGACCAAAUUCCAUAUCCUGAACAGUUUGGUAUAAUAAUUAAUACAAACGAGCUGGUGCUUGUGUCUGAACUGGACUAUGAAAAUACCACUACGCACAUUAUUUCAUUAAGAGCCUUAGAUGGAUCAGGGAAAUCAGCAGAUAUCAGUUACAUUGUUAAUGUUAUUGAUGUAAAUGAUCUGGAACCCGAGUUUGUGUCAGACACAUUUGAAGUCAUUCCGGAAAAUACCCCAGUUGGAAACACAAUUUACACUGCCUCAGCAACCGACGAUGACACUGUUGGUACUGUCAGCUACUCCAUAACAGGCGGAAAUACGAAUACUUCUUUUAAAAUCAACACCACAGCUGGCGAUUUGACUCUUGAUAAGGCACUGGAUCCUGACGUUACCCUGACAUACAGUCUGGUGAUAGAAGCGACUGACAGUGAAUUCACAGUCACCAUGACGCUAAGCAUCGCAGUGAACAGAGGAACGAGUUUGGGAGAAUGUAACUAUCCUAGUUACUGUGGACCACACUGUGAACUCUCAUGUCAAGAUGGUUGUGUAUCCCAACAUUGCAACCAGUCUUGUGACUGUGUAAAAGGAUGUAAUUCUAACUACUGGGGAGAAAAAUGCAAGACGCCCUGCAGUGCAAGCUGCAAUAAGCCUAUAGACGACAGCAUUGCCACAUGCGACAGCAGUAAUGGGACUUGUCUUUCGGGUAUUAACGAAAAUAAGUUCUGGGAUAAUCAUUGCGAUACAUCCUGCUCAGACGGUUGUUUACAUAGAAAAUGUCAACAGGAAUCCGGAUAUUGCACAGAAGGAUGAAAUAGUAAAAUUGUAUAUGGUUUAUUUUGUGAUAAACAAUGCAAUGAAAACUGUCUCGAAAAUACUUGUGAAAGAUCUGAUGGUUAUUGCAACUUUGGUUGUGCUGCAGGAAGCUAUGGGGAGCGCUGUGAUAAGACAUGUAAUAUAAACUGUAUAAAUGGUACUUGCAAGCGGGACAAUGGCUAUUGCGACAACCACUGUGAUAGGCAGUUACGGAGAACAAUGUGAUUUAGUUUGCAGUGGCAAAUGUUUGAAUUGGAAGUGUGAUAUGGUAAGCGGUCAUUGUACAGAUGGAUGCAUAUCUGGACGUGGAGGAGCAUUUUGUGAAAAUGUGAAUGAAACUAAAGCUGUGUACUAUUGCAAAGAAGGUAACAAAGCCACGAGUAUUAUACACAAAGACACAGUGAAGGAAGAAGAACAACCGCCAAUAAGGUAACUUUUUUGACAUGGCAAAUUAUACUUGUAGAUAUGCAAAAUUACAAAUUCGAGUAAAAUAUAGAGAACUGCAUAUGAAU
Molecule: messenger RNA, 2821 nt
Organism: Mercenaria mercenaria
Lineage: Eukaryota; Metazoa; Mollusca; Bivalvia; Venerida; Veneridae
Product: protocadherin Fat 4-like
Exons: 14
Coding region: 216-2306 (696 amino acids)
Biological process (GO): homophilic cell-cell adhesion
Cellular component (GO): plasma membrane
Molecular function (GO): calcium ion binding
Source: RefSeq, a predicted model, not a curated record